CUCACAGAGAACCCAAAAAAAAACAAAAAAAUGGACUCCAGAACAUAUUUUCUUACAUUUCUCCUCUGUAUUUUCCUUUUCUCUCAAUUUUCACCCUCGAUUUCUAAAUCUAUCAAAAACGACCCUUUAUCAUUCUCUUCGUCGGCGAGUUUGCCGACUCUCACGGCGGAGAGACUCAUCAAAGGUUUCAAUUUAAUGCCUCAACGUGACGUCAAUGUCAUCUCUGAAGACGGUUCUGAGGCUCCGAGACUCGUCGAGAGAGAAUUCGAUUUGCCAGCGGCGCUUGACCGUCGUGACUCCUCCGGUUUACCGUCGGUUCAGGAUUUCGGUCACCGUGCUGGUUACUACAAACUUCCUAAUUCAAAAGCAGCCAGGAUGUUCUAUUUCUUCUUCGAGUCAAGGACCAACAAAGCCGAUCCAGUGGUCAUUUGGCUAACCGGUGGGCCCGGUUGCAGCAGCGAAUUGGCUCUGUUCUACGAGAACGGACCGUUCACAGUCUCCAACAACUCUUCUCUUGCUUGGAACGAUUUUGGUUGGGACAAGGCCUCGAAUCUAAUCUACGUUGACCAACCGGUCGGAACCGGUUUUAGUUACACAUCGGACGAAAGUGAUCUCCGACAUGACGAGGAUGGUGUCAGUAAUGACCUUUACGACUUCUUACAGGCGUUUUUCAAAGAACAUCCGCAAUUUGUGAAUAAUGACUUUUACAUCACUGGUGAAUCCUACGCCGGACAUUACAUUCCGGCAUUGGCUUCAAGGGUUCACCGUGGAAACAAGAACAAAGAAGGAACUCAUAUUAACCUCAAGGGUUUUGCAAUCGGAAACGGUUUAACAAACCCGGAGAUCCAAUAUGGCGCGUACGCGGAUUAUGCGCUUGACAUGAAGUUAAUCUCAAAGUCUGAUCACGAUAACCUCAACCGUAACUACGCAACUUGUCAACAAUCCAUCAAAGAAUGCAGCGCUGAUGGUGGUGAAGGUGAAGCAUGUGCUACUUCUUACGUUGUCUGCAACAACAUAUUUCAAAAGAUCAUGGAUAUAGCUGGAAACGUAAACUAUUACGAUGUGAGGAAACAAUGUAAAGGAAGCUUGUGCUAUGACUUCUCGAACAUGGAGAAGUUCUUGAACCAGAAAUCGGUUCGGAAGGCAUUAGGUGUGGGAGAUAUCGAGUUCGUGUCUUGCAGUACUGCGGUGUACGACGCGAUGCAGAUGGAUUGGAUGCGGAAUCUUGAGGUCGGGAUUCCAACUUUGCUCGAAGAUGGGAUCAAGAUGCUUAUCUAUGCCGGAGAAUACGAUCUCAUCUGCAAUUGGCUCGGAAACUCGAAAUGGGUUCACGAGAUGGAAUGGUCAGGCCAAAAAGAAUUUGUAUCAGCCGCGACAGUUCCAUUUCAUGUAGACAACAAAGAAGCAGGUUUAAUGAAGAACCACGGUUCACUCACUUUCCUCAAGGUCCAUGAUGCUGGACACAUGGUUCCAAUGGAUCAGCCAAAAGCAGCAUUGCAAAUGCUUCAGAAUUGGAUGCAAGGAAAGCUGGGUACACCUACCGGUCGGACCGCUCGUCAGUGAUUCCAAAUACCGAACCGAUUGAAUUAUUAUGUAUCUAGGAGACCAGUUUUUUUUUUAAAAAAAAAAACUUUAAACUAAAUAAUACAUACUUGUGAAUUAAUG
This is a messenger RNA of Eutrema salsugineum, 1665 nucleotides long. Its product is annotated as serine carboxypeptidase-like 48. The record is from RefSeq and is a predicted model, not a curated record. The transcript has 9 exons. NCBI's taxonomy places the organism in Eukaryota, Viridiplantae, Streptophyta, Magnoliopsida, Brassicales, Brassicaceae. The coding region runs from base 31 to 1563 and encodes 510 amino acids. Gene Ontology annotation, biological process: proteolysis. Gene Ontology annotation, cellular component: vacuole. Gene Ontology annotation, molecular function: serine-type carboxypeptidase activity.